CUAACCCCCGGUGUUGCAUAGGAAUUCCAUCUGCAGGUCGCAAUCAAUGCCGCGGCGCAAGGAAAAGUAAAAGAUGCCCACAUUCCGACCCCGGAAACCGUCCUCAGUAACCUACGCUAUGAUGAGCUCUACCCGCCGAUCUUCUCGCAACCCGCGACCUACAUUCGUUUCUCGGCGACCGUCGAGGAUUGCUGCGGGCCGCCGUAUUGCAUGGAUGAAGAGGAUGAUGUCUUCCUGAAGAUCUUCAACCAGAAGCGCGAUGCGGGCAGCCGGUGCACCGAAGACCAGUUCGAAGAGGUUAUGAGCUUCUUCGAGCUGACAUCGCGGAAGGAGCAGCCAUAUGCUUGUGUAGAUAACUCACCCCUCAUGACUUUCGACGAAUUCCAGCAGGCAAUGGACCCGGCCGUAGAGGAGAGCGUAAAGCGGUUCGCCAAGGACGUCUAUGAGUACUGGAAGUCAAGGCGAACCAGCGGCGGCAACGAACCCUUGCUUCCCACUCCCAAGAUCGAGGCCGGGCGAGACACCGAUGAUACAGACCCAUACGUCUGCUUCCGUAGGCGGGAAGUGCGCCAGACCCGCAAGACCCGGGGCAGAGAUGCGCAAAGUGCCGAUAAACUGAGGAGACUCAGGAAGGAGCUGGAAGAUGCUCGGCAGAUGGUCGCUCUGGUGCGCCAGCGCGAGUUGGCAAGGAAAGAGAUGCUGGCAAUCGAACGCCAAGUAUUCAUGCAGAGGUCGGAGGUCAAGGAGAUGAAGAGGAAGCUCAACAUCAAGGACGACGACGAAGAUCUCAUCAACCAGAAGGUGAGCCCCAUGCAUACCUGCCACCGUUGGCUUCCCAUAUUGAUGACCCUGCAACAGCCCAAGAAGAAGCCAGUCGAAGCGCCAGCCGUGCAACGCCCGGCAGCGCCUCAACUGCGCAUGCCUCCCAAGGCUGGCACACAAGCUGCGGAAGACCUGCAGCUGUUGGAGGAUGUCCAGGCAGAGAAGGAGAACGAGAUUCUGCGCGACAUCAAGCAGAACAUCACCAAGCACAUCAAAUGGAACGAGGGCUAUGUGGACUGCACAAGAGCCCCGCUCUCACCGUCGCCUGACCGAAUGUUUGAGUCCGCCUUCCGCCCAGCCAUCACCACGCAAUUGCCCACACCGCCAUCCUCGGAUUCUUCCGAGAAUAUGCUGGAAUCCGCUUUAGAUACCCCGAGUGCCAUUGCUCUUCGAGAUAAAUUAGCCCCCCAUGCCAUGGAACUGAGUGAGGACACCAGCAAGAUGCCCUCUUUCAGACGACGUAUCGGGCGCGGCGGUCGUCUGUGGAUUGAUCGGCGAAAGCUGGCGUCACGUUGUAGAGUCGAAAUGGAUCCGUGGAAGGCCGAUCGAUUCAAGUAUGAUCAGGAAGACUCGGACGACGAUCUCGACUUUGAGCGAGACCAGUACGAUAUCCAGAUCAUGCAGCAUCGGGCCAUCAUGGCGGCCAAAGCCCGAGACCAACAAGCAGCGGCGGCAGCUCAAGCUCAUGCGCAGGCGCAGGCGGCUCAAGCCCAGGCCCAGGCUCAAGCUCAGCGACGAUUGCAAGCCGAGCAGACCUCAGCCACCAACCCACCAAGCGGAGGGCAAACAAUGGGAUCCAAUCCCGGGCCUGGUGCCAUUGCCUCGACUUCUGAGACCUAAGCUGGGCUUCGUUCCUCUCCACUCUCUUACCUCCUGAUUAUGCCUUUAAUCUUUCACCCCCAUGUUUUGCAUCUGACAGGCGUUGUUCUUUCGACAUUUCCCUUACCCUCAACUGUACUUUUACCCCUUCAGCCCUGAUUCUUCACCACCAUACCCCAAACACCGUCUCUUUCUGGAGCGCCGGAAAGCAUUCGACUCCCAGGAUGACGUCGCCGGAUGAUGCUUUUUUUCUCUUAUGACAUGACCCUGGUAUUAUGCGAAAGUUAGUGUACAUAGCCAGUUUUGUCUUCUUCUUUUCUUUCUUGUCUUUCAACCGAGCAGUCGAUAGACUCAUGUACGGAUAGCGAAGCUAUGAGGUCAGCAACGAAGAAGGAACCAAAAUCGAUAUUAAUUAGACAAAAAGAAAAAGCAAACUUUUGUUCUUAUCCAUCAUAAUAA
Molecule: messenger RNA, 2100 nt
Organism: Aspergillus ibericus CBS 121593
Lineage: Eukaryota; Fungi; Ascomycota; Eurotiomycetes; Eurotiales; Aspergillaceae
Product: polycomb enhancer protein, EPC
Exons: 2
Coding region: 211-1662 (483 amino acids)
Biological process (GO): regulation of transcription by RNA polymerase II
Cellular component (GO): piccolo histone acetyltransferase complex
Source: RefSeq, a predicted model, not a curated record